GGCCUUUUCUGUUUCUGGAUGUGAAUGAAGUCAACACUUCCUGUCUGUGAUCGAGCUGCAGGACUGUCUGUAAUUUAUGAACAAACGUGUUACCGAUCCAGUCGUCGUGCACUGAUGUGAUUGUCAUGGUUUACCUGUUCUUCCUGUACCACCUGCAGGACCUGCUCACAGCUUCACCUGUGACUGUAAACCAACUGCAGAUGCAGCUGCUGUUGGCGUGUUACUUCCUGUUGGUGUGGCUCGGCGCUGAAGCGGCUCCAGCUGCAGAUGAGAUCACGUACCUGCCGGGCCUGCCAAAACAGCCGAGCUUCAAGCAGUAUUCUGGAUACCUGAGCGUGGCUGAUGGAAAACACCUGCACUACUGGUUUGUUGAGUCACAGAACAACCCGUCCUCAGACCCGGUGGUGCUGUGGCUGAACGGCGGCCCUGGCUGCAGCUCGUUGGAUGGACUGCUGACCGAACACGGACCCUUCCUGAUCCAGAGCGAUGGAGCAACGCUGGAGUACAACCCGUAUUCCUGGAACAAGAUUACUAACAUGUUGUACCUGGAGUCUCCAACGGGGGUCGGCUUCUCAUAUUCAGAUGAUAAGAACUACGUCACCAAUGACACCGAGGUGUCGAUGAACAACUACCUGGCUCUGAAGGAGUUCUUCCGCCUGUUUCCAGAGUACAGCAAGAAUGAGCUCUUCCUGACCGGAGAGAGCUACGGAGGAAUCUACAUCCCAACACUCGCUGAGAGGGUGAUGGAGGAUAGCAGCCUCAACCUGCAGGGCAUCGCUGUGGGAAACGGGAUGUCGAGCUACGAGAUGAACGAUAACUCUCUGGUGUUUGCCUACUACCAUGGCCUGCUGGGCAGCCAUCUAUGGGCGGAGCUUCAGACCUACUGCUGCAGCAGUGGGAAAUGCAACUUCUACGACAACCAGGAUCAGAACUGCACCACCAGCGUGGGGGUGGUUCAAGACAUCGUCUACAGUUCAGGGUUGAACAUGUACAACCUCUACGCUUCCUGUCCAGGUGGAAUUCAGCAGAGACUCAAUGUUGAGAAGGGCCAGUUGGUGAUCCGAGAUCUGGGAAACUCAUUUAUCAAUCACCAGUUGACCCAGCUGUGGACGCAGAAGGUCAAAGGUCUGGCAGCGUUGCUCCUGUCUGUUCGCCUGGACCCCCCCUGCACCAACUCCACCGCCACCUCCCUCUACCUGAACAACCCGCUGGUCAGAAAAGCCCUGCACAUCAGCCCCGAUGCUCUGGACUGGGUCAUCUGCAGCUCUGAGGUGAACCUGAACUAUGGUCGGCUCUACAUGGAUGUCAGGAAACAGUACCUGAAGCUGCUUGGCGCUCUGAGGUACCGGAUCCUUGUGUAUAACGGUGAUGUGGAUAUGGCAUGCAACUUCAUGGGGGAUGAGUGGUUUGUGGAGUCUCUGCAGCAGCAGGUGGAGGUUCAGAGGCGUCCGUGGAUCUAUAAUGAUGCUGAUGGUCAGCAGGUUGGUGGCUUCGUCAAAGAGUUUGAUAACAUCGCCUUCCUCACUGUGAAGGGUUCAGGCCACAUGGUUCCAUCAGACAAACCAGCUGCUGCCUUCACCAUGUUCACCAGAUUCAUCAAGAAGCUGCCCUACUGACUCCUGACCUCACAAGCUCCUCAUCUGAUUUGAUUCUUUUUUUUUUUUUUUUUUCCUCCCCCACUGCCAGCCAAUCAACAUGAUUCUCUUCUGUGUUUCUUGGCAACCGGAUUAAUGUAGAAGGACAUUAAACAUUUCAGACUUCAGCCAAUCACGUUGCUCCUCUUGGCCAGCUUCCUCACCUGGUCACCUUUUUGGUUGUCAUGGAAAUGAGCACUGCCACCAUUUUUUUUUUUUUUUUUUUUUUUUUUUUUUUUUGUUU
Archocentrus centrarchus (flier cichlid) is the source of this 1878-nucleotide messenger RNA. It is a transcript of the gene ctsa, whose product is annotated as cathepsin A. Gene Ontology annotation, molecular function: serine-type carboxypeptidase activity. Gene Ontology annotation, biological process: proteolysis. Lineage: Eukaryota; Metazoa; Chordata; Actinopteri; Cichliformes; Cichlidae. The record is from RefSeq and is a predicted model, not a curated record.